AGCCAGAGAGCCAACCCUGACUCGAUGUCAGGGGCUGUCUACCUGCAAGGUGCGCCAAGAUGAUGGGCAUGAACGCCAAGCAGCCGUUCGGCAUGCACCCGGCCCUGCAGGAAGCCAAGUACUCUAGCUCGGAGGCGAUGCGCCGCGUGUGCCUCCCAGCCCCGCAGCUCCAGGGCAAUAUAUUUGGAAGCUUUGAUGAGAGUCUGCUGGCCCGGGCUGAAGCCUUGGCGGCUGUGGAUCUGGUCUCCCACGGCAAGAGCCACCCUUUCAAGCCAGACACCACUUACCAUACCAUGAGCAGCGUCCCCUGCACCUCUACUUCGUCGCCCACCGUGCCCAUCUCGGCCCCAGUUCACCAUCACCACCACCACCAUCACCAUGCUGUGGCGCACCAAGGCCUGGACGGGGACCUCCUGGAUCACCUCUCGCCCGCGCUGCUUGGAGGGCCCGAGCACGGCGCGGUUAUGGCCGCACCAAUCCACCCCCAUGCCCAUGCCCACCCCCACUUGGGGGCGGCCAUGGGCCACCUGCAUCAAGCCAUGGCUAGCAUGAGCCACCCGCCGCCGCCUCCUCCUCCUCCUCCUCCUUCCGCAGCCUCGCAGGUCUCAGUAUCUCACAGCGGGCUGGCCUGCAUCAGCGACGUUGAGUCGGAUCCCCGGGAGCUGGAGGCGUUCGCCGAGCGCUUCAAACAGAGGCGGAUCAAGCUCGGCGUCACCCAGGCCGACGUGGGCGCGGCGCUGGCCAACCUCAAGAUCCCGGGCGUGGGCUCGCUGAGCCAGAGCACCAUCUGCAGGUUCGAGUCGCUCACUCUGUCGCACAACAACAUGAUUGCCCUCAAGCCGGUCCUGCAAGCGUGGCUGGAAGAGGCGGAAGCCGCCCACCGCGAGAAGAACGCCAAGCCCGAGCUCUUUAACUGCGCCGAGCGAAAGCGCAAGAGGACCUCUAUCGCGGCGCCGGAGAAGCGCUCGCUGGAAGCCUAUUUCGCCAUCCAGCCGCGACCCUCGUCCGAGAAGAUCGCCGCCAUCGCCGAGAAGCUGGACUUGAAAAAAAACGUGGUGAGAGUCUGGUUCUGCAACCAGAGACAGAAACAAAAGCGCAUGAAGUACUCCGCGGUGCAUUGAGGCACCUGCCCGGCCGGCUGCCCACUCUGUCGGACCACGAGACCUAUACCUAGCACACACUACACAUGCACACACACAGUAGACAAACAUUGCUCUACCCAAAAGAUCAAAACAAAACCCGACAAACUAUUAACAGAGAACUCUGUGGGGAUCGCCAGACCAAGUAACCGAGCCACUGAGAUGAAAUACCUCUCCCCCUUUCCUUCGGCUGGCCAUCCGCCGCUGGAUCAAGUUUUGCCCAGCCUUCUGUUACGCUUCUCUGCAAAACCAACUGGCCCAAACAAGGGAAAGAGAAGAAAACGUCCAUUCCCUAUACCCUUUCCUUUGUCAACCCAUUUGUUCUUCUGGGUUGACAUUCUCCUGACUUGUGUUUUUGUGCACUGGAGUGUCUUGACGUUUGUCGCUUUUGCAGGAAGAGUUGACAUUGGAGAGGUACUAUUUUUUUUAAGGCAAAAAAGAGAUAUAACCGUAGAUACCGUUUGGAGAUGAACUUAAUUACAUUUAUACUGUGGGGAGGGGGGAGGGAAGGUGCCUAUAAAAUAAUGAAGAUUUAUUUAUUGAGAUUAUAUGGGGGGGGGCAGAAGACUAUUUUACAAAAAUUGUAAAUUCAAGCUUAGAUUAAUUUGCAUUGAUUCAUCACCUUUUACUUGUUUAGUCAACUGCAUGCUGUGUGAGAUCAACAGAAAUGCUUAAACGCUUUCUUAAAAGGAAAAAAAAGAGCUUUCUUUUUGGUGCAACUAAUAACUGGACCGUGUGUCUGAUCAUUCUUAUUAACACAGAGGGGAAGAGUUCCAGUUAAACUUACUUGUUUUCUUGAAAGGAAGGUGAAGGGAACAAAGGAUAUUUGAAAUAAACCUGCCCUGAAUCAAAACAUUUUGUUAGAAUAACCAAAAGGAUGACACGCGUACUCUAAGCACUUUCACAGGUUAACAGUUUAUUUUCAUGUCAGUGUUUUUUAAAAUACCCCUCAGCUCAUAAGCAGGCUUGUUGCCAUUGACUUCUCUGAGGUAAAUGCGAUCUUUAUUCUUAUUUAUUAAAUUCAGUCCAAUUGAAAGGAAGCACCCCUAUGGCUUUUUUAUUUUUUUUUUUAAAAGUCAAGGCUGCAUGUGCACAGGACAAUCUACACAACUGAGGAGAUUACGGAAGUGUGACUUUAGUAAACCUUCUCUUCUUAAAACCUUGCCUCUUUCCAUGGACUUUGCAGAUUAGCUUCUGUUUUUUAACCGGAUCACCAAACAUUCCAACAGGACUAUGGAAUUGCAUGGUUGCACUCGUGUUUGCCUGGAGAGGAUUCUUUUAAAAUAAAUACCUAUUGUCCUUCUUCCACCCCUAAAAAAAAAAAAGAAAUUAAAAGCUUUUUUCUGCACUAAGGGCUUCUUUUUUCGUCAAAUGUCUCCUGAAAUUUUAUACUCCAAGACUGUAAUUUGGGCAUUUUGUGCACUUCUUUAUCGACUUCAUUCACCCUUCCCUCU
This is a messenger RNA of Pantherophis guttatus, 2593 nucleotides long. It is a transcript of the gene POU4F3, whose product is annotated as POU class 4 homeobox 3. Gene Ontology annotation, biological process: regulation of transcription by RNA polymerase II. NCBI's taxonomy places the organism in Eukaryota, Metazoa, Chordata, Lepidosauria, Squamata, Colubridae. Gene Ontology annotation, molecular function: RNA polymerase II cis-regulatory region sequence-specific DNA binding; DNA-binding transcription factor activity, RNA polymerase II-specific. The record is from RefSeq and is a predicted model, not a curated record.